Messenger RNA from Hypomesus transpacificus, 1661 nucleotides. RefSeq lists its product as uncharacterized. The transcript has 7 exons. Gene Ontology annotation, molecular function: hydrolase activity, hydrolyzing N-glycosyl compounds. The record is from RefSeq and is a predicted model, not a curated record. The coding region runs from base 32 to 1189 and encodes 385 amino acids. Lineage: Eukaryota; Metazoa; Chordata; Actinopteri; Osmeriformes; Osmeridae.
CCAAUAACGUCACCGGAGUAACACGUUUUAAAUGGCUGCGACCAUAAAACUAUGCACACGAUGUAUUGGAGAUGCAUCCAAGUAUUAUUUUAAACUACCUACACCUACACGGAGGUUCACCCUAGCAUGUGAUAGCCAUUUAUCCCGGACACGGUUCAUCAGCAGACAGACACACUAUUCUCCACGCUCCCACAGUCCGGUCUUGUUAUUCUCAACCACAGGGUCCAACAUGUCUCAGAAGAAGCUCCUGGUGGAUGUGGACAGUGGUGUGGAUGAUGCCCAGGCCAUCAUGCUGGCCCUGGCCCAGCCCCACGUCCAGCUGCUGGGCAUCACCUGUGUCCACGGCAACACCAGCGUGGAGAAUGUGUGUCGGAACACGCUGAGGGUUCUCCAGGCUUGCAACAGACUAGAGAUCCCGGUGUUCCGAGGAGCGGCCAGGUCCAUCCUGGGGAUCCACGUCCACGGAGGAGACUUCCACGGCAAGGACGGGCUGGGAGACGCCCCAGACCACCACGCCCCGGGGCUGGAGAUGGUCCAGAAGGAGGGGGCGGUGUCCGCCAUGAUACGCAUCAUCAACGAGAACCCUGGAGAGAUCUCUCUGGUUGCCACGGCACCCCUCACUAACUUAGCCAUGGCGGUGAGGCUGGACCCUUCCAUUCCCAGCAAGCUGAAAGGCCUCUACAUCAUGGGGGGCAACACCGACUCUCGAGGAAACACAACGGUGUGCGGAGAGUUCAACUUUGUGGCCGACCCGGAAGCAGCUUACAUCGUCCUCAAUGACUUCCUGUGUCCAACCUACCUGGCCUGCUGGGAGUUCACCUGCUACAGCAAGCUGCCGUGGGAGUUCUGUGACGCCUGGCUUGCCCAGGACACUAAGAAGGCCCGCUUCAUGGCUCAGAUCUUCCGCCAUAGCAUGGACCAGUCGCUGAGCGAGCGAUCCCAGAAGGAGAUGGUGGACGGCUCAGGCUUCGUGUCGUGUGACUCCUACGCGAUGGCGGCGGCUGUAGACGAUGCCUUUGUGACGGCGUGCGACCAGGUGGUGGUGAGCGUGGAGCUGGCGGGGACUCACACGCGAGGGAUGAUGGUCCUGGACACUCUGGGUCUGCUGGAGAAGACCCACAAGGCCUUCAUCAUGAAGAAAGUGGACCUGGAGAAGUUCAAGAAGAUGAUGAUGGAUGCUCUGAAGUAAAGGCUGGGGGUACUUAAAUUUACAUUUAGUCAUUUAGCAGACAUUCCCUAACCGCUCAGCCACCUGACUCCCUUCCGUCUACCAUGUACCCAUUCAUCUCCCUCCUUUCUUCGCCACCUCAAAUAUUAACUGGAGAUAAUCAUUUACUUUUGGGACCAUGCUCAUUCAGAAUGAUUUUUUUUUUUUAGCUCUUUAAAAACCUUUUUAGAAAACUUUUUUGUCAGUCUGUCUUCAGAUUUGUAUACAAAAUUUGAUCUUUAAUCUUUGUACAAAAUUAUAUAUUUUAUACAAAGAUUUUGUACAAGACUUUCAUAGAUGUCAUGUUCUAAUUCCUACUACCCUGCUAGAAAGCAAAAUGUUCCUAAAGCGCUAGUAUGACUAGGCAAGCAUGUGCAUCACUGAUGUUGAAUGUACACAAUGUGAAUGGAGAUGGCUAUAAUGCCCUAUUUAAUUAAAUAAACAUUUUACUCAU